Molecule: messenger RNA, 1253 nt
Organism: Lactuca sativa (garden lettuce)
Lineage: Eukaryota; Viridiplantae; Streptophyta; Magnoliopsida; Asterales; Asteraceae
Source: RefSeq, a predicted model, not a curated record
AUCGAUCCAUUAAAUAUGGAGAGGUUAACUACCAGUUCCAAAUUCCAAAUUCCAAAUUCCAAAAUCCAAUGCAGAUAGCCAGAUACAGACUCAUCUCAUCUGAGUAAUCGUAAUCGCUUCGUGGAAUGUUUGUUGGAUAAAUUCUUUCUUCGAAUCCCUAUAUCCACCAUCAUCAUCUGUAAUCUGUAUAGAUCUGUUUGCCAUGAAAUUUUAGAUUGUUUUUCAGACACGACGGAAAUGAGCAGUGACAAGGAGGCCGUGAAACUGGACGACGAACAACUGGGAGAGCUCCGGGAAAUAUUCCGAUCGUUUGACAGGAACAACGACGGCAGCCUCACACAACUCGAAUUGGGUUCGUUGUUACGAUCUUUAGGUCUUACACCAAGCCCUGACCAGCUCGAUGCAUUAAUACAGAAAGCCGAUACCAACAGCAACGGCUUGGUGGAGUUCUCGGAGUUCGUAGCGCUGGUAGCGCCGGAGCUUCUUCCGGCGAAGUCUCCCUACACAGACGACCAAAUGAAGCAGUUGUUUAAGAUGUUUGAUCGCGACGGUAACGGGUAUAUCACGGCGGCAGAGCUGGCUCACUCUAUGGCAAAGCUGGGACAUGCGUUGACGGCGGAGGAGUUGACGGGGAUGAUCAAAGAGGCGGAUACUGACGGCGAUGGACGGAUCAACUUCCAGGAAUUCUCUCGGGCAAUCACUUCAGCCGCUUUUGAUAAUUCUUUUUCCUGAAACAUCAUCAUUCCGGCCAUGGGUUUCCCUUAUUUUCCUUUUCAGAUGAUCGUUGUAGCUUAUUGACAAAGGGGCUAGAAUCUCCAUAUCGGUGAUUAAAGUCUCUUCAACUUUCAUACAUGAUGAUACACAUUAUAAAGCAUGCAUUGUGAAUAUGUUUCAUGGUUGUUUGUUUCAUGAGUAUAGGUCACUUAUCGUGGAUAAUUAAGAACUAAGAAACAUGUGCAGAGAUGAAGAUAGAUCUGGUGAAGUCGAUGAUAUGAUGGGGCACAUUCAAAUAAUCUGUUCAUGUUUGGCUCGAAUUCCUUGCUUGCAUUGUUUUGUUUUGUUGCUAGUAAGCAUCAUUCAUUCAUAUAUAGCUACUUUUGGAACCAAAUUAAUGUUAGAUUCCCUUUCCCCAUCAUGCAUGGAUUUACCCGUCUGUCUUUUUGAUAUAAAAGAGUACUGAUCUAUUCGUUUACAGUUUUUGUAAUGUUUUAUAUGAAAAAGGUGUGUGCCAGAUGCUUUUUAGUUUUUACAAA